Messenger RNA from Vigna unguiculata (cowpea), 936 nucleotides. Its product is annotated as protein P21 pseudogene. The record is from RefSeq and is a predicted model, not a curated record. NCBI's taxonomy places the organism in Eukaryota, Viridiplantae, Streptophyta, Magnoliopsida, Fabales, Fabaceae.
AAAAAUAAUACACACAAACACAAAACCUCUUACCCCUUUAACAAACACCAUUAACAACAAUGGCAGUCACAAAAAGCCUCUCAUUGUUUCUCUUCGUCGCCAUAAGCUGCACCGUCGCAGCCCAGGCAGCGACCUUCAACGUCACAAACAGUUGCAACUUUACGGUGUGGGCCGCCGCCGUGCCCGGUGGCGGCGUACGGCUGAACCCUAACGAGUCAUGGAGCAUCGAAGUGGCGAACGGCACCACGGGAGGACGCAUUUGGGGCCGGACAAACUGCACCUUCGACAACGCGGGACGCGGUAAUUGCUUAACCGGCGACUGCGGCGGCGUUCUCGUGUGCAACAACACUUACGGUACACCCCCGAACACGCUGGUGGAAUUCGCGUUGAACCAGUACAACAACCUCGACUUCUACGACAUCUCCCUGGUAGAUGGUUUCAACCUUCCGGUUCAGUUGAACCCGACAUAUAACUGCAGCAGCGUAAAAUGCGCCGCCGACGUGAUCGGAGAGUGCCCCACUCAGCUGCAGGCUCCGGGCGGUUGUAACAACCCUUGCACGGUUUUCAACACGACGGAGUACUGUUGUACCUCCGGUUCUUCGGGGUGCGGUCCCACCGAUUAUUCCAAGUACUUCAAGGAGAAGUGCCCAGAUGCAUACAGUUACCCCAUGGAUGAUGCCACCAGCACAUUCACUUGCAGGGGAGGAUCCGAUUAUAGGGUUGUGUUUUGCCCUUAAAAUUCAUCAUCUUUUCUUCAAUGCUUUCUAUUUAUUUUUGUAGUUUUUUUUUUUCUUUCUUUUUUUUCAAUGAUUCGUAUUGUGUUAUUGUAUACUUGGAUUUGAUAGAGCGCGGAUCUCUCUCUGAUGGGAUGUGGUGCUCUUUGUGAUCUCAUAAUAAGUUAUAAAUAUCAAAAAUAAUAAUUCACAUGACAGUAAA